UUGGAAAUCUAAAUGAGGGUACACCAUCACAUACAGUUUGGAUAAACAUAAAACAUGAUAUUUCUAUAUCCAUGAAGUCCAUAAUCCCCAUUAAAAGCUCAAGCCAUUUUGCGGUGUCUGCAUUCAUUGAUCACAGGAUCAAUAAAGCUAUUCGAGUAAUCAGCAUAAUCAAAAGAAACAGUACACAGCCACUUUAUUGUCUAUAUUGCAACAAUGGCCAAUCAUGUAAGUUUACUAAGGCUGAAAUUGAUAUACACUCAGAUCAUUUUGGUUUCCCAUUUGGUGCCUCAGAUGUACUGUGCCGGGGCAAUCACACCCAAUAUGCAACACACAUUGCCCUUACAGCGAAUGCAGCAGAUGAAGUCUCUGACAUUAAUAACCUAGACUUCCUCCCAAUAAAGAACAGAGUUAGUAAAGAAUCAUUCAAGUACAACUUCACCAUCUGUAUCUCAAAUCUAUUUGGAGAUUACAAUAAUGUUCUGCAGUUUGCUCAAAGCAUGGAGAUGUACAAGCUUCUUGGUGUACAACGAGUUGUAAUCUACAACACCAGCUGUGGUUCUGACCUGAACAAACUUUUACAGCAUUAUGAGAGAGAAGGAAUUCUAGAGAUUGUACCAUGGCCUAUUGAUCAGUUCCUUAAUCCAUCUGCAGGAUGGAAUGCCACCCUGCAUCCAGGAGACCUUCAUUACUAUGGCCAGUUGGUAACUCUCAAUGAGUGCAUUUAUAGACAGAUGUAUCAGUCCAAAUAUGUUCUCUUGAAUGACAUUGAUGAGAUCAUCAUGCCUUAUAAGUAUGCUAACCUUCCAUUGCUGAUGGAGGAUCUGCGACAGAAGCACAAAUCUGCGACUGUAUUUCUCAUCGAGAACCACAUUUUCCCCAAGACACAGUUUGAAGACAGUGGCAAGUUUGUUCUGCCAGAAUGGAAAAAUAUUCCUGGUAUCAAUAUUAUGGAACAUAUUUACAGAGAACCAGACAGAAAGAACAUUUACAACCCCACAAAGAUGAUCGUCAACCCCAGGAACAUGAUGCAAACUUCAGUGCAUUCAAGUCUGAAACACACUGGAGACGUCUACCGGGUUCCUUUAGAUGUGUGUCGGAUCAUUCAUGUGAGAACACCAGCACAGUGGCGUCUUACCAAGGAACAGUUAUUUGUUGAUACAAGAGUGUGGGACUUUCAGCAAGAGCUGAUUCCAAAUGUAGACAGGGCUCUGCAGUUAUCAGGAUUGAUAAAAAGUGAAGUUUUGUUUUUUUUGAGGGGUUUUAAAAAGCUGGUGUCCAGUACACUUGCAUGA
This is a messenger RNA of Clarias gariepinus (North African catfish), 1292 nucleotides long. RefSeq names its product glycosyltransferase family 92 protein. The transcript is spliced from 2 exons. The record is from RefSeq and is a predicted model, not a curated record. The coding region runs from base 72 to 1292 and encodes 406 amino acids. Lineage: Eukaryota; Metazoa; Chordata; Actinopteri; Siluriformes; Clariidae.